AUGUGGCGCUCCGCACGCAACGUGCGCAUCACAUACGCCCCGCUGCCCGCCAAGACUUCCUCCUCCUCCUCGACGCCUCCGCUCGCGCGCAUCGACGACCUCGUCGAGUACGAGAAGUCCUCCGGCAAGGGCGGCGUCAAGAGCGUCGCCGGCGUGGACACGGCGGCCGGGGCGCCGGACACGGGCGCGUGGGACUGGCGCGGCAAGGGCUGGCUGUUCUUCGUGGGCAGCCACUGGGAGGUGCUGGGCUGGGGCGAGAGGCCGCUGGCGGACGGGAGCGGCGGCGGCGGCGGCGGCGGCGUCGAGAGGUGGGUGGUGACGUGGUUUGCGCCGACGGUGUUUACGAAGGAGGGCGUGGAUGUGUACAGUGAUCGCAAGGAGGGGGGGAGCAAGGAGUUGGAGGAGGAGGUGUUGGCUGCACUGAGGAAGACGGAGGCGAAGCCAUUGGCGGAGAUGUGUGAGAAGGAUAUGAAGGAGGUCGAGAUCAAGUUGCCAUGGAAGGAGAGGUGA
Phaeoacremonium minimum UCRPA7 is the source of this 510-nucleotide messenger RNA. Its product is annotated as putative histidinolphosphatase-like protein. NCBI's taxonomy places the organism in Eukaryota, Fungi, Ascomycota, Sordariomycetes, Togniniales, Togniniaceae. The coding region runs from base 1 to 510 and encodes 169 amino acids. The record is from RefSeq and is a predicted model, not a curated record. The transcript has a single exon.